Penicillium subrubescens is the source of this 561-nucleotide messenger RNA. Its product is annotated as putative DNA polymerase delta subunit 4. Gene Ontology annotation, molecular function: DNA-directed DNA polymerase activity. Bases 1 to 561 code for a protein of 186 amino acids. Gene Ontology annotation, cellular component: delta DNA polymerase complex. The transcript is spliced from 3 exons. Gene Ontology annotation, biological process: DNA-templated DNA replication; DNA synthesis involved in DNA repair. Lineage: Eukaryota; Fungi; Ascomycota; Eurotiomycetes; Eurotiales; Aspergillaceae. The record is from RefSeq and is a predicted model, not a curated record.
AUGCCUCCCCGCCGUCGAGCCGCCGCCGCCCCCAAGGCCCAACCCACCCUCUCCUUCGGCAACCAGUCCCGAGUAACCAAGCCCUCCAGCACCCCGACGGCAAUCAACAAAGCCAAGAACCUCGAUUCUCCCAUCGAAGUCGCUUCCUCAUCGGGGACCCCAGAGCCUCAGCAGGUUCUGGCAGAUGCGCACCCGUCUAAGCCGCAUGUCGCCGAGCUGAUUGUUCGACAGCAGGCAGCUGCGGAACUGAAGGAGCCUGUAUCGGCAGAGGAUGAGCGGGCGCUAAAGCUAAGUCGUAAGGACUUGCAGACAUAUUGGAGAAAGGAGGAGCAGAAGCGGAAGUCUCCUAGGGUUCAUCAAGCCGAUUUGGAUCUGGAAGAGAAGAUUCUUCGUCAUUUUGACUUGUCUAGUCAAUAUGGGCCGUGCAUUGGUAUCGCCCGAGUCAAGCGCUGGCGACGGGCGAACAUGUUGAAGUUGAACCCGCCGAUCGAGGUUCUCGCGGUUCUCUUGCAAGAUGAGAAUGUGAAAGAGCGGGCGCGUAUGGAUGAACUGCUCUCGUAA